CACUGAGACAGUGCCAGCGAUAACAGAUUACAGAGAGUGAGAUUUUCUUCAUUCAACUUCCAUGGCGAAUGGAUAGAAUCGAAUAACCUUACAAUCCAAAAUGCUUCUAACUCACGCUUUCUCCUCCUUCCACAUAAAGCCACUCCGUUCCUCAUACAUUCCAAUUUCUUCCUGUUCUUCUUCUCCUCCAACACGACGUCGUUUGCUAAAAACCACCACCACUCGCAAAUCGAAUCUCAAAAUUCUCACCUCACGUAUAGUUCAACUCACUCGCAGAAAACAGCUUCGUCAGAUUUUGAAUGAAAUUGAGGUAGCGAAGAAACGUUUCGGGAAGUUGAAUACGAUAGUGAUGAAUGCGGUUAUGGAGGCUUGUGUUCGUUGCGGUGAUAUUGAUUUGGCUGUUAGGAUUUUCGAAGAGAUGAAAUGUCCAGAAGCUUGUGGUGUGGAUACUGUCACCUAUGGUACACUUUUGAAGGGUUUAGGCAAGGCACGGAGAUUUGAUGAAGCUUUUCGAUUGCUUGAAUCUGUUGAAAAGGGUACUGCUGUGGGAAGUCCAAAGUUGUCAGCACCAUUGGUCUUUGGUUUGCUAAAUGCCUUAGCAGAAGCAGGAGACUUGCGUCGUGCAAAUGGCCUCCUUGCCUGUUAUGGUUUUGUGCUUCGUGAAGGCGAACAUUUUUCAGUCUCAGUAUACAACCUAUUAAUGAAGGGGCAUAUAAACUCAGGCUGUCCUGACGCUGCAAUAAACAUGCUCAAUGAAAUUUUACAUCAAGGAAUAAUGCCUGACAGGCUCACAUAUAACACACUCAUUUUAGCAUGUGUUCAGAGUGAAAAGUUGGAUGUUGCCAUGCAAUUAUUUGCCGAAAUGAAGGAAAAAGCGGAGAAAUUUUUCCGUGAUGAUCUGUUUCCAGAUAUCGUUACAUACACAACAUUGCUCAAGGGUUGCGGGCAGGCAAAUGAUCUCGUUUCAGUUAUGCAAAUAGUGCUGGAAAUGAAAUAUCGUUCUGAGUUAUACAUUGAUAGAACUGCUUACACUGCAACAGUUGAUGCUCUACUAAAAUGUGGCUCAUUUAAGGGUGCUCUGUGUAUUUUUGGAGAAAUACAGAAGCAGGUUGGUUUGAAACGAGAGUUGAGACCAAAGCCUCAUCUCUAUCUUUCCAUAAUGCGCCCCUUUGCUUUUCGAGGAGAUUAUCAUCUUGUUAAAAAUUUGCAUAAGCGGAUUUUGCCAGAUACUACAGGAACCAUCUUACCAGUUGCCCAAGAAGAAGCUGACCACCUUCUAAUGGAAGCAGCCUUGAACGCUGGCCAGGUUGAUGUCGCUAUUAAAACUCUUACAUAUAUUGUUUCAAGAUGGAAGGGCAUAUCCUGGACAAGUCAUGGAGGCAUGGUUGCUUCUCGCAUUGAGGCCUUGUUGGGAUUCUCAGCAUCUUUAUUCAAUCCGUUCUUACUUCCUCAGGUUUCACCUUCUGAACCGGUUGAGGGUUUCAUGAUACCAUUUGAAGCAACUCGGCCACUACAAGGUACCGUAAAGCUGAAGAAUGUGGUAAUGCGUUUCUUUAAUGAUGCUGUAGUUCCUAUUGUAGAUGAGUGGGGAAGUUGUACUGGGUUGUUGCACCGCAAAGACUGCAAUCAGUUGGAUGCUUCACUUUCAACAAUGAUGAGGAGCCCUCCUCCCAGUGUUAUGGCUUCGACAUCUGUUGGUCAUGUAAUUGAUUUAAUUUUGGAGAAGGGUUACCCAAUGGUUAUCAUUGUAAAUUGCACCGACGUGUAUGCUACUUCAUACGGCUGUAGAGCUGUUGGUGUUUUUACAUUAGAACAAUUGAAAAGACUUAUAAAACCUGUAUCUGAAGGGAAAGGGACAGACCUUUCACUUUGCAGAAGAUGAUAAUAUAACGUAUUUAGUUGUACCUAAAUGUCAAAUUUAAUUUUAGUGGUGUCAAAAAAUGCAUAGGCUUAAAAUCAAGUAGUUUCCACCUGGGUAAAUGAAAAUUUUCUAGUUAACUGCA
This is a messenger RNA of Vicia villosa (hairy vetch), 2003 nucleotides long. RefSeq names its product pentatricopeptide repeat-containing protein At5g10690. Gene Ontology annotation, molecular function: protein binding. Bases 101 to 1882 code for a protein of 593 amino acids. The record is from RefSeq and is a predicted model, not a curated record. The transcript has 12 exons. Lineage: Eukaryota; Viridiplantae; Streptophyta; Magnoliopsida; Fabales; Fabaceae.